Messenger RNA from Ictalurus punctatus (channel catfish), 1343 nucleotides. RefSeq names its product regulatory factor X-associated ankyrin-containing protein (gene rfxank). Gene Ontology annotation, biological process: regulation of transcription by RNA polymerase II. Gene Ontology annotation, molecular function: protein binding. Bases 339 to 926 code for a protein of 195 amino acids. The transcript has 8 exons. Gene Ontology annotation, cellular component: nucleus. The record is from RefSeq and is a predicted model, not a curated record. NCBI's taxonomy places the organism in Eukaryota, Metazoa, Chordata, Actinopteri, Siluriformes, Ictaluridae.
AGUGCACCGGAAAUUUCGCUCGGCUUCCAACAUCAAACAUAACAAAUAGUUCCGACGUGUAUGAGGGGAAAGGCGCUUUCACCGUAAGAUGAAAAGAAAACGGUCUAAACUUCGCCAAAUCUAAAAAAGAAAAAGACUUUAGAUUUGUUACUUUUAAACAAAACGCGUCACAAGUGUAAUGUAUGACCGUUUUUUACACCUUAGACUCGACGCGAUUUGAAAUACCGAGGUAUGUAUUAGUUUCAGUUUUGUUAGCGAAUAAUUCAGGAAAUAAACACAAAUUGCUUUAAGAAGUGCUGAGACAGGACCUAGAGUUCCGCAGAUGUGAUGAUAAAGCCAUGAUGGAGAAUAUAAGUGACGACAGCGCGCUUGAUCACUCCACCACCCUCACUAACAAACAGCGCGGGAACGAGCUCACAGUCCGACCCGCCACUCUGGACAAUUUGUCCAUUCAUCAACUGGCCGCACAUGGUGAACUCUCAAAAGUAAAGACACAUCUUGCCAGUGACCAUGCCCUACUGAACAGUCAGGAUGAACGGGGAUUCACGCCACUUAUGUGGGCAGCAGCAUUUGGAGAGAUUGAAAUGGUCCAAUUUCUACUAGAGAAGGGCGCUGAUCCGAAAACCUUUGCACGGGAGCGAGAAUGCGCUUUAUCCUUAGCCAGUGCUGGGGGAUACGCAGACAUCGUCGAUAUGCUUCUAAAACAUGAUGUUGAUGUCGAUUCCUACGAUUGGAAUGGAGGAACUCCUCUUCUUUAUGCAGUUCGUGGCAAUCAUAUAAAAUGUGUGCAAGCUCUGUUAAGACAUGGAGCUGAUAUUACAUUCGAAGCAGACUCCGGAUACAGCCCAGUGGCGCUUGCCAUUGCUCUUGGCUACAAAAAAAUGCAAAAGCUGCUUGAGGAUCACAUACUGCACCUGCUUCGAUGAUCACAUGUCUAAAUUUAAGUCAUAAUUGUCUUUUUGAAUGCUGCUUUUUCCUUUGUAAUAAAAAUAUCACUAUAAACCUGUUGGUCAAAGCCAUUUAUUUAAAAAAAAAAAAAAAUUAUUAGUGAGUAUUUAAAUACAUUUGAUUCCCAAUAUAUAAAACUAAUACAAUAAAAAGUCCAUCUGUGCUCAAAGAAAGAGUGCAAGAGAUUCAGGUGAGCUGUCCAUCAAAGCGAGCUGCUGCCUGUUUGCUGUUUUUUUCAGUUUCCUUUUUGCUGUUUGUUCUGGUUCUCUCAUUUGUUCUCUUUUCCAAACAUCAGGAAGCUUGUUCUCCCAGGAUGUCCAAAGAGUAAACUAUUAUUCUUCCAAAAAAGUCUGUACUGUUUUCAAAUACUAUUUUAAGCUUCUGCACCAGUGGGG